CUCCACUGCUCUCUGAGCUCCUCCCAGGAGCCCUCCCUCCAUCCCAGGACCCCAGCUCAGCCUAAAGGCCCUGGGGUGGCACCCAGGGCAGGGUCAGCGAUGGUCCCAGCAGGGCUGUCCCCAGAACCAGCAAGGUCUGCAUGCGGCACACAGCCCGGUCAGACGCCUAAACAGCCGCUGGUACAGAAGGUGCUGUGGGCGCCUCUCAGGAGGCCUGCGGGCGGGAGGCCAGCGCCCCGUGACUAGGGCUGAGCUGCUUGUGCAGUGCACCCGCCUCCCUGCAAGGCCCUGCCCCACUUCCACAGGUGGUGGCGGGGGAACCACGAGGUGCUGACCCAGAAACACCGAUCCUGUGACCUCCUGGCCCAUAGGUCGAUGCUCAGCCACUGAGCCACGCCCACUGGGCCAUCUGUUUAUUCCGUCCCUUAGACUUCACAUAGGGCCCGGGACGAUGGUGGAGCAGCUGGCGCACACGGAGAUCAACCGCCGGCGCAUCGCCGAGGUGGAGCGCUGCUUCGGGGCGUCGGGGCAGCCGCUGGCGCUGCCGGGCCGCGUGCUGCUGGGCGAGGGCGUGCUGACCAAGGAGUGCCGCAAGAAGGCCCAGCCGCGCGUCUUCUUCCUCUUCAGCGACGUCCUGGUCUACGGCAGCAUCGUGCUCAGCGGGCGCCGCUACCGCGCCCAGCGCGUCAUCCCGCUGGAGGAGGUGACGCUGGAGCCGCUGCCCGAGACGCGGCAGGCGCGGCACCGCUGGCUGAUCCGCACGGCCCGCAAGUCCUUCGUGGUGUCGGCCGCCUCGGCCUCCGAGCGCCAGGAGUGGAUGGGCCACAUCGAGGAGGGCGUGCGGCGGCAGCUGCGGGCCUCGGGCCGCGCGCCCAGCACGGAGCACGCGGCGCCCUGGGUGCCCGACAAGGCCACGGACAUCUGCAUGCGCUGCACGCACACCCGCUUCUCGGCGCUCACGCGGCGCCACCACUGCCGCCAGUGCGGCUUCGUGGUCUGCGGGGACUGCUCCCGCGCCCGCGUCCUGCUGCCGCGCCUGGCGCCCAAGCCCCAGCGUGUCUGCGGCCUCUGCUACCGCCAGCUGGCCGCCCAGAGGCGCCAGGGGGAGGGGGAGGGGGCGGUGGGAGGAGAGGGGGGCCCGGGCGCGGGGUCCCCUUCCGAGGCCGGGGCCGGCUGCGGGGUGUCCAGUGGGGAUGAGGACGAUGAUGACUCGGAAGAGGACAAGGAAGGCGGCGGGGAGGGCGACUGGCCCAGCCGCAUCAGGUUCUACGACUCCGGGGUCUCCUGGUCCUCCUUCCACAGCUGACAGCGGCCUCGGCUGCCGGUGGGGCCCCAGUCACUUCUGCAUCGGCGUGGACACCCCCCUCUCCUGAGGGUGCAGAGCCCCCGAAGCUGCCCGGCGCCCCCAGGACCCGUGCUGGGCUGGUGGGUGGCAGUGGGAAAGGCACGGGCCCUCCCGACCCCCAGACCCUCCUCUGCACAUGGGCAUCUCUGUCCACUUCGGUUCUCUCUCCGGGUAGCAAACCCCACGCACAGGCCUCCUGGGCCGGAGGCCAUUGCUCAGCCCUGAGAGCUGUGCUGCCUGAGGGACAGGCCCUGGCGCCUCAUGGGACAGCGAGUCCUGCUUCUCUGGGGCUGUGAUCCGCAGCACGGGACCCGCGACCAGGACGCCCACAGGGACCAUGUUGCUCCGGGACCAGGCCUGCCCACGCCCCUGGCUGGUGCCCGCCUGCCCGUCAGCUGGGCUCUGUCAGGCUGGGCAUGUGGGCUCCCCGAGCAGCGGUGCCCACCAGGCUGGGGCCGCAGCCUGAGCUCCGGGUGCAGGGCAGCCUGCCCAGGCCUCGCACCUCGCACUGUGUCCCGAUGUCGGGGGCUGGCGCCUCCCGGUCCUCCUCCCUCCCUGUGGCCGGGGAAGCUGUGUUUCCUGUGGGGACUGACUUCCAGUACAGAAGCCUCACCAGGCUGACUCCUCAUAACCAGGAAGCUCACGGCAGCUGUGGUUGAAAGGCCAGGUGUCCCCCGGGCUGUGUGCUCCAGAGGCUGACCCCGUGCUGGGGUCGCAGUCCACCCUGCACCAGGCCGGGGACCAGGGCAGCAGUGGGCUCAGGGGUUCCCACCGCAUCCAGGUGGUACCCACGCACACUCCCGCCCGCCAGGGCCCCGGCACCUGCAGUGGGUCAUGUGCUGAGUCCCCGAGCGGCAGGCAGCGUGAGGCAGCAGGAGCCGCACGUCCAGCUGGACCCGGGACCCCGCGGUGGGGCCUGUAGAUGGGGAGGCCCCGGUGCAGCGAGUGUGUGUGGGGUCAGCAGCCGGAUGCCCGCCUGGCCCACACCUGGCCCCGGAGCCCUGGGCCCUUUCCGGCUGUGUCCAGUGGGUGCUUCUGCUGCCUUUGCCCACCACCUGGCGCUGUGGCAGGGCGGGCUCACUGCCAUCUGGAUGGUGCCUUAGGACCGGGAGAGGCAGGCGCGGUGCCCGAGACCCCACCAUCAGGUUCCCGUCCCUGGGAGACGAGGCCUCUCUGGCUGAGUCUCAAAGGUCUGCCUAGAGCAGCGGUUCUCCACCUUCCGGCCCUUUACAUACAGCUCCUCAUGUUGUGACCCAACCAUAACAUUAUUUUCCUUGCUGCUUCAUCACUGUCAU
Molecule: messenger RNA, 2640 nt
Organism: Myotis myotis
Lineage: Eukaryota; Metazoa; Chordata; Mammalia; Chiroptera; Vespertilionidae
Gene: PLEKHF1
Product: pleckstrin homology and FYVE domain containing 1
Exons: 2
Coding region: 452-1306 (284 amino acids)
Molecular function (GO): metal ion binding; phosphatidylinositol binding
Source: RefSeq, a predicted model, not a curated record